AUGUCCACCCAACCCCGCUCCAAGAUCUUCCACGGCGCCGUCAUCAACCCCCUUUCCCUCUCCUCCUACCUCGCUCUCCCGAAAUGUCUUAUCUGCGUCGGCCCCUCGGGGGAUAUCGCCUGGGUCGUAGAUGACGUGCCGGACUCGCUGGUCCAGGAGGUGAUGGCGCAGAAGGGGGUAGUAUUGGACGGGGAUAGCGUGGAUUUUGUGACAUUGAAGAGGGGAGAGUUUUUGUUGCCGGGAUUCGUGGAUACGCAUACUCAUGCGCCUCAGGUCCCGAAUAUCGGAAGCGGACAGCAGUACGAACUCCUUGAUUGGCUGGAUAAUGUCACAUUCCCUAUGGAGGCCAGGUUCGCUAACGUCGACUUUGCGAAACGGGCAUACGAGUCGGUCGUUAAACGGAUCAUCAACUCUGGGACUACGACGUGUUGUUAUUAUGGGACCCUUCAUCUCGAAGCUACGAAGAUACUUGCCGAUAUUGUGCAUAGUCAUGGUCAACGAGCGUUUGUCGGGAAAUGUAACAUGAACCGGAACUGUCCACCCAGUUACAUCGAACCCUCCGUCGAAGAGUCCAUAGCCUCCACCAAGGCCCUCAUCACCCACAUCCGCACUCUAGCCUCCCCAUCUAGCUCGGAUAACACCACCCCAGCCCUCGUCCAACCCAUCCUAACCCCCCGCUUCGCCAUCUCCUGCACCUCCCCCCUCCUACACUCCCUCUCUUCCCUCUCCAAUUCCACCUCCCCACCCCAUCCCCAUACCGAGCCCCUAAUGAUCCAAACCCACAUCUCCGAAAACCCGUCCGAAAUCGCGUUCACGCUCGAGCUCUUCCCAGACUGUACCUCCUACGCCGACGUCUACGACAAACACGGCCUCUUAGGACCUCGGACCAUCCUCGCGCAUGCCGUGCAUCUGAGCGAGGAGGAAGUGGGGCUGGUGAGGAGGAGGGGGGCAGGCGUGAGUCAUUGUCCGACGAGUAAUUUUAAUUUGAGGAGUGGGGUUUGUAAGGUUGGGGAGAUGUUGGAUAGGGGGGUUAAGGUCGGAUUAGGAACGGACGUCUCGGGCGGGUUUUCGCCUUCGAUACUUACGGCUAUCCAGCAUGCCAGCAUCGCCUCCAAGAUCAUCGCCAUGGAACACGACCAAUCUCAAUCCUCUCCUCCCACUUCCAUCACAACCACCUCUCCCGCCCCAUCCGCCCCCGAACCCCCCAAAUUCGCAAACCGCCAACUCCCCCCCUCCGCCCUGCUCUACCUCGCCACCCUCGGCGGCGCCCACGUCUGUGACCUCUCCUCCCGCAUCGGCUCGUUCACGCCUGGGAAAGCGUUCGAUGCGCUGCUUGUGAGCGUCCGGAGCGAUGCGGGGAAUCUGGGGCUUUGGGGCGUGGAUACGGAUGAGGAGUUGGGUAUCGACAGGGGAAAAGGAGGCAAGGAGGAGUUGGACGAGUUGUUGGAGAGGUUUUUGUUUACUGGGGAUGAUAGGAAUAUGAGGAGGGUUUAUGUGCAGGGGAGGUGGAUUGGUGGGGCGGAGAGAAGGGUGUGA
Messenger RNA from Stereum hirsutum FP-91666 SS1, 1536 nucleotides. RefSeq names its product guanine deaminase. The record is from RefSeq and is a predicted model, not a curated record. Gene Ontology annotation, biological process: guanine metabolic process. The coding region runs from base 1 to 1536 and encodes 511 amino acids. NCBI's taxonomy places the organism in Eukaryota, Fungi, Basidiomycota, Agaricomycetes, Russulales, Stereaceae. Gene Ontology annotation, molecular function: zinc ion binding; guanine deaminase activity. Gene Ontology annotation, cellular component: cytosol. The transcript has 7 exons.